AUGGACUACUUCAGAGCUGUCUACUUAGCUGACGAGCGCUCACCUCGUGCCCUCAAACUCACCACUGAAGCCAUACAUCUUAAUGCUGGGAAUUACACUGUAUGGCAAUUCAGGCGUCUUAUACUUGAGACACUUCAUGUUGAUUUGCAUGACGAAUUGGAUUUUGUUGGGGAACUUGCCAGAGACAAUACUAAAAACUAUCAAAUAUGGCAUCAUAGACGGUGGGUUGCUGAGAAGCUUGGAACUAAUGCUACAAGCAAGGAACUUGAAUUCACUCAGGAAAUUUUCUCCGAGGAUGCAAAGAACUAUCAUGCCUGGUCCCAUAGACAGUGGGUUCUUCAGACACUUGGAGGAUGGGAAGAUGAACUUGAAUACUGUGAUAAACUCCUUCGAGAUGACAUAUUUAAUAACUCUGCUUGGAAUCAGAGAUACUUUGUUGUGACAAGAUCUCCCGUCCUGGGAGGGUUGGAGGCCAUGAGGGAUUCUGAAGUAGCUUAUGCUAUAAAAGCCAUUUUAGCCAAACCCGAGAAUGAAAGUCCUUGGAGAUACCUUAGAGGCCUUUACAAAGACGACAUGCAAUCUCUGGUUAAAGAUCCCCGGGUAGCAUCUGUUUGUUUGGAUGUUUUGAUGAAUAAAAGAGAUUGUGUACAUGCUCUCAACAUGGUUUUGGAUCUUCUCUGCCAUGGUUAUGAACCAAGCAAAACUUUGGAAAAUGCGAUUGAUGCUCUAUGUCUGGACUCUGGUGUCUCUGACUCAGGGUUAACCGAGAGAGUUUGUUCGGUUUUGCAAGUUGUGGAUCGGAUGAGGACAAAUUAUUGGAAAUGGCGCAAGAGCGUGGUUCCCGUUUGA
Fraxinus pennsylvanica is the source of this 849-nucleotide messenger RNA. NCBI's taxonomy places the organism in Eukaryota, Viridiplantae, Streptophyta, Magnoliopsida, Lamiales, Oleaceae. The record is from the annotation of a GenBank genome assembly.